Molecule: messenger RNA, 1100 nt
Organism: Equus caballus (horse)
Lineage: Eukaryota; Metazoa; Chordata; Mammalia; Perissodactyla; Equidae
Gene: ATP23
Product: ATP23 metallopeptidase and ATP synthase assembly factor homolog
Biological process (GO): mitochondrial protein processing; mitochondrial proton-transporting ATP synthase complex assembly
Molecular function (GO): metalloendopeptidase activity
Source: RefSeq, a predicted model, not a curated record
GGGCCUGGGCGGUCGAUUUGGCGGGAGCGAGGUUCCCCUUCCCUGCGUCAGUCCCGGCCGCCCGAGGCUGGAGGAAGCGGCGGCAGGGUCUGCGGGCUGCAUGGCGGGAGCUCGGGGUGAGCGCGGGCCGGGCCCCGCCGCCGGGGAGCCGCAGCCGCAGCAGCCCGACGCGUGCCGAGUCUUCCCCGAGCGGCCGGCCCAGGGGAAGCCCCCGCAGGGCGGGCUCCUCUCCCGCUUCUUCCCCAGCGACCAGAAGUGCCAGCUUAUGCUCCUGAAGACGCUGGAGACAAAUCCGUAUGUCAAACUUCUUCUUGAUGCCAUGGAGCAUUCGGGUUGUGCUGUUAACAGAGAAAGGCACUUUUCUUGUGAAGAUUGUAGUGGGAACGUCAGCGGAGGUUUUGACGCUUCGGCAUCUCAGAUUGUUCUGUGCCAGAAUAAUAUCCGUAAUCAGGCCCAUAUGAGCAGAGUGGUCACCCACGAGCUCAUUCAUGCAUUUGACCAUUGUCGUGCUCACGUCGACUGGUUCACCAAUGUCAGACAUCUGGCCUGCUCAGAGGUUCGAGCUGCCAACCUUAGUGGCGACUGCUCACUCGUCAACGAAAUAUUCAGGUUGCAUUUUGGAUUAAAACAACACCAUCAGACUUGUGUGCGAGACAGAGCCAUUCUUUCCAUCCUGGCCGUUAGGAAUAUCAGCAAAGAAGUAGCACGAAAGGCCGUUGAUGAAGUUUUUGAAUCUUGUUUCAAUGACCAUGAACCUUUUGGAAGGAUCCCACAUAACAAGACUUAUGCAAGAUAUGCUCAUAGAGACUUUCAAAACCGUGAUCGGUAUUACUCAAAUAUAUGAAGACAAUGACAUUUUAUAUUAGAGAGCUUCAGUGAUCAUGAAGAAAAUAUGGUUCUCAAGUGCACAAACGAAUAAAACGUAAAUGAUCAAGUAAAUACGGAUAAAACACAGAAGAUGCUGGUUCUAGCGUAUGAUCAGAAAAAGUUACCCUGGCAAAAAAUGAUACUGCCUUAAACUCCAAGGCAAAAAUUAUAUCUUUACAGCUAACCAUUUGGUUCAUAAGGCAAAUAAAUUACAUUUUUGUAUUUUCUACAUU